GCCUCCAGAGAAGAACUUGUAGCAGUGAAAGCUCGCCCUUGGAACGGAAAAGAAAACCCUAACCCCUACCCACCCCCUUGGCGGCGCCCGAUUGAACGGCCGCCGUGAAAGCUCGCCGGAGUCGUCUAUGACCGAAUAACAACCACCACCAGAAUGAAAACCUACCACGGGGUUUCCCCAGGCGGCCGCCGCAGCCGUUCUCAAAUCGGCACGAGCGAGGAAGCCGCCGAAAUGGCCGGCGCUCGCCGCAGUCGCCGCCGCUCCCAGAUCGCGGUGACCCGCCCCAGUCGCCGUAGCCGCUCCCAAAUCGGGGCGAGCGAGGAGGAUGAUGGGCUGGUCCGCCCCGGCCGCCGCCGCCGCUCCCAAAUCGGGGCGAGCGAGGAUCGCCGCCGCCGCCGCCGCACCUCUCCGGAGGCGCCUGUCCCUCUGCCGGGCGACGGCGAUACGCCGCGGAACGGCCGUCGUCCCCCCGCCCCGUGCGAGUCGCUGCCGUUGGAUAUGCUUUGGGAGAUCCUUCUCCUUCUGCCACCGCAGCCGUCGUCCCGCCUGCUCGCGUCCUUGGUCUCCAGGCGCUGGCGAGGCCUCGCCACCGACCCCAACUUCAUCCGCCAGUUCCAAGCCCGCCGCAGGAGCUGGAAGCCGCCCCUGCUCGGCUUCUUCGAGCGCCGACGGAAGAUCGUGUUCAACCAGGACAUCCUGCACCCUCCCGACCGUGUCCCUGCUGAGCGCAUCCACAUCCCGUUCGGCAUGGCCUCCCGUGGCUUUGAAGUUUUGGGGUGCCGUGGCGGCCGCGUGCUUGCCUUGCACCGGGUGUUAAGGCAGCUUAUUGUGUUCGCCCCCAUCACCGGUGAGCAGCGCUACCUGGCUGUUCCUGCCGAAUUCGGGCCGCCGUCCAUCCUCUACGGGGCGGUGCUCUGUGCUGCUGGCGAGCAGGACCAUGUGCACGGCCACUGUCAUUGCAGCCCUUUCAAGGUUGUCCUGGUGUCCCACAGAAGAGAUCAUCAACCACAGGCCUGUGUUUUUUCCUCGGAGACUGACACAUGGAGCAAUAUCAUAUCAACAAAGUAUCCAUGCGAGCUCCAUGGUGAUAGUGUUCCCGCGACCCUUAUUGGUAAUACACUCUAUUGGCUGCUUUCGUGCAAUGCCAUAUUUUGGUUUGAUUUGGAUAUGCAGAGCCUAGCUGUCAUCAUGGGGCCUCCUGGUAUGAAUGAAUCUGGCAACUAUAGGAUCAUCAAGCCUGAGGACGGCGCCGAUGGCCUAGCCAUAGCCAUAUUCCUCUUCCCGAACCUUCAGAUCUGGCAGAGGGUGAUUAAUUCUCAGGGUAUUGCCACAUGGUUUUUGCGGAAGACUGUUGAAAUGCAUAGCACUCUUGGGAUCCCUCAUCAGACUAGGAGGAAGGUGUGGCAAGACAAAGUGCUGGGGUAUGAUGAAGAUAACGAUGUGAUCAUCCUCUAUGUGGAUGACAGUGCCUACAUGCUUGAACUUAAGCAAAUGCAAUCCAGGAAACUUAAUGGAACCCGUUCUAUGAAACAAUGUCAUCCUUUCACGAGUUUCUAUCCGCCAGACAUAGCCAUCUAAGAAGCACUGAUAUGGGAACAUGGAGAGUUGGAGACGCAGAUAUGGAUGCAGAGUUGUAGGAUAUGGCAUUUUCCAGAAACAGCCAUGCGGGGAUGCAGCGAGUAUAUAAAUGAAAAAGUAGAGCAUGUGAUGUAAUGAGGACAAUAGUAUGUAUCUGUAAAAUGUAAGAUCAAAGUAGUGGCCAUUUAUUGUCUGCGGGCCUUGGUUUACCUGUGUGUAUGUGGCUGAGCUUAAUGCAGCUGAUGCCGCAAGUAUAUGUAAGUAAAUAUUUCAGGAAGGGAAAAGACAAUGCAGCAUGUAGUAUGGACAUGAUCAUAUCUGUAAGAUGUGGGAUCAAGUCUUGAUUCUACCAUGUGGUGGACAAAAUUAUAGUUGUAAGAUGUGA
Messenger RNA from Aegilops tauschii subsp. strangulata, 1963 nucleotides. RefSeq lists its product as uncharacterized. Lineage: Eukaryota; Viridiplantae; Streptophyta; Magnoliopsida; Poales; Poaceae. Gene Ontology annotation, molecular function: protein binding. The record is from RefSeq and is a predicted model, not a curated record.